CUGGAUCCUGUUUGUUCUGAUUGUUGGAGUCAUCGCUGUCGCAGUGUGGUACCUUCGGAAAUUACAGAAUGAGAUUCAUGGCCUCAGGGAAUCUAAAGAUUUGCAUGAAUAUCUAAAGCUGAUGGAAGAAGUCAAGCAAGAUAAAAUGAAGACAGAUAAAGAGUAUAUAAGACUUCACCAGGAGAUUGAGAUGGCUAAGCAAAAAGGGAAACAAGAAUGUAAGAUGCUUCAGCAGGAGUUUGAAAAGGAGAAGGCCACCAUUUAUGCAGAACAUGUGCAGUUCAGGAAAGAAGUUGAUGAAGCGAGGGAGUCAGACAAAGCAGAUUACCGGAAGCUACUCACUAAAUUUGAGCAAUGGAGGCCUCUGGUCCAGUCAGAGUGGAACAGGAUACGGAGCCAUGCAGCCAAUGUAAAGAUGGACCCUGAAACAGCCAACGCGUGUCUGACGGUGUCUCCAGACGGGCAGAGUGUGAAAGCUGGCAAAGCACAGAAUGUCCCCGACAACCCAGAGUGGUUCGAAUCUGUCCCGUACGUGCUGGGCUCAGACGGUUUCACGAAGGGUGCCCAUUACUGGGAGGUGAAGGUAGCUGACAAGGCCUACUGGGAUGUGGGCGUCGCCGAUGGAUCAGUCCAGCGGAAGGGCAUGCCUAACCUGUGCUCCGAUGCGGGAUUCUGGACAAUCGGACGGGAUGGUGAACCGUAUGGAAUAAGUGAUGCUGAACGCUCCAAAAUCACUGUAACGACCAGGCCUCAAACAAUCGGAGUGUUCUUAGAAAUGGAGGCAAGAAGGGUGUCUUUUUACAAUGCUGAUGACAUGUUCCACCUCUACACAUUUAAAGGCAACUUCUCAGAGAAAGUCUACCCGUUCUUUUGGCCUGGCUGGGAGAAGUCACCCUUAACUAUUUGUCCAGUUAAGAACUAGUUAACUCUUGUAUCAUUGUACUUUAAUGAAUUGAUCUUAUCCAAGUAUUUUUGGCCAACCAGUGACUCACUAACAUGUACUCAAGAAGUUUUUAUACUUUUAAAGUACCUUUCAAAUGGUCUGUAACUGUGAGCUUCAUGGCAAAGCAGUAACCAAGAUCAGAUGCACAUUGGUCAGGAAUCCAUAAUAUGGCCAGUUUCUAUGGGCAACACACUGAUCAGAUUCUUUGAUUGGCCAAAGUUUCAACGUGGAGACAUCCAAAAAAAGCUCAGCCUCCGAGGAUUUCUACGUCAUAGUGAAACAAAAUGACACAGAAAGAACCACCAUGAGCUUCACAAGCCAAGGAACUCUCAUCAGCUUGUGUUCGUUUGAUGCAUAUGUCAGAAAAAGAACACCUGCCCAGAUGUUUCUCACAUCAAUGCAUCUAAAGUCAGUUUAAGUUGUUUGAAGGUGGAAAAUUACGACAGUGGUGGCUUUUUUGAUAACUGGAUGUUUAAUAUUGUAAAAUAAGAGAGAAAAAACAAAAUUAUAAUGUUAUUCAGCUCACUACUCAUGUCCCUAAUGUGAGCAAAAUACCAUCCAGCCCAUUCAGGAACAAUGGGGGCUGUUGUAUAUAAAUCAUGUUGUACCACCCAUGCACUGCACUCAAAGGGCUAACAGAUGAUUGUUUUUCUAUGUAAUUCAUUGAAUUUUGUAAUGUGCUAUUUACAAGAUGCUACUUACAAUAUCCAUUCAUGACUUGAAUGAGGAAAAUUCAAUCACAGCAAGUGGGAGUGCAAGUGUUGAGUACCUGGGAUAGAGGCUCUGGUUAACAUUGUUUCUUCUUAUUUGUUCAUGGAAAGUGGGCAUCACUGGCUAGACCAGUAUUUAUUGCCCACCCCUGUUUGCCUAGAGGGCAGUUAAAAAUAAAGCGCAUUGCAGGCUUGUGGGAUCACAUGUAGGCCAAACCAGGUAAGGACAGCAGUCACCUUCCUAAAGUGUGGAGGUGCCGGGAGUUGGUCAGGGAUGGACCAGGGCAGAGGACACGUGACACCAUGUUGUAGUCUUAUAGGUCUGUCUGAAAUCACAAGCUUCGGGAACACCGCUCCUUCAUCACUUCACCUGAUGGGGUUGGACACUCACCUGGUGUCAUGUGACUUCUGACCUUGUCAUUCCCAAAGGGCAUUAGUAAAAUAAGUGAGCUGAAGUGGCACUCCUUAACUAGAGUCAGAUGUCUGGGUUUAAAUCUCUCCUGCUCUGAAAUGAUGUCACAGCAUGUCUGAACAGGCUAAUUAAAAGUUACUACAAAGUAGCGUUGAUAACUCAGCACCAUCUUCUGUGGACAGGACUAUUGCCAAAUAAAAAUUUUAGAAAUCGAUCACAUCCGAAUAAAUGUGAAAGAGGAAUCUUUUAAA
Molecule: messenger RNA, 2316 nt
Organism: Stegostoma tigrinum
Lineage: Eukaryota; Metazoa; Chordata; Chondrichthyes; Orectolobiformes; Stegostomatidae
Product: butyrophilin subfamily 3 member A3-like
Exons: 14
Coding region: 122-922 (266 amino acids)
Molecular function (GO): protein binding
Source: RefSeq, a predicted model, not a curated record